Molecule: messenger RNA, 699 nt
Organism: Acanthosepion pharaonis
Lineage: Eukaryota; Metazoa; Mollusca; Cephalopoda; Sepiida; Sepiidae
Source: the annotation of a GenBank genome assembly
AUGCCACGGGAAAUGAUUACACUACAACUGGGCCAAUGUGGCAACCAGAUUGGAAUGGAGUUUUGGAAGCAGUUAUGUGCUGAACAUGGAAUCAGCCCAGAGGGCAUUCUGGAAAAUUUUGCAACUGAAGGCCUUGACAGAAAAGAUGUAUUUUUCUACCAGGCUGAUGAUGAACAUUACAUACCUCGAGCUGUCUUGUUGGAUCUGGAGCCCAGGGUCAUACAUACAAUUAUGACCUCCCCAUAUGCUAAACUAUACAAUCCUGAAAAUGUUUAUCUGUCCAAACAAGGUGGAGGUGCUGGUAACAACUGGGCUGUAGGAUUCUCACAGGGAGAAAGGUUGUAUGAAGAAAUAUUUAAUACAUCAUUGAUUAAAGAUUCUUUCUUGAUACUAAAUUUUUCUUUAAUUUUUAAACUUUUUUUUUUUUUUUUCUUUUUUUUUUUCUUCUUUUUUCCUUUUUUUUUUUUUUUUUCAAUCUUUUUUUUUCUUUUUUUUUUUUUUUUUUUUUUUUUUUUUUUUUUUUCUUUUUUUUUUCUUUUUCUUUUUUUUAAAAAAAAAAAAGCUUUUUUUUUUCCUUUUUUUUUCUUUGACUUUUUUUUUGUUUUUUUUUUUCUUGUUUUUUUUUUUUCUUUUUUUUUCUUCCUUUUUUCUUCCUUUUUUCUUCCUUUUUCUUUAUCUGUUUCUUUUUUAUUUUCUUAA